Molecule: messenger RNA, 2307 nt
Organism: Ustilago hordei
Lineage: Eukaryota; Fungi; Basidiomycota; Ustilaginomycetes; Ustilaginales; Ustilaginaceae
Product: putative alpha-isopropylmalate isomerase
Exons: 1
Coding region: 1-2307 (768 amino acids)
Biological process (GO): L-leucine biosynthetic process
Cellular component (GO): 3-isopropylmalate dehydratase complex
Molecular function (GO): 4 iron, 4 sulfur cluster binding; 3-isopropylmalate dehydratase activity
Source: RefSeq, a predicted model, not a curated record
AUGGCGCCCAGAACCCUCUACGAAAAGAUCUUCGACUCCCACCUCGUCCACGAGGAAGCCGAUGGCACAUGCCUCAUCUACAUCGAUCGACACUUGGUGCACGAAGUCACCUCGCCACAGGCAUUCGAAGGCCUUCGCAAUGCAAACCGCAAAGUCCGUCGAACCGACUGCACUCUCGCCACUGUCGAUCACAAUAUCCCUACCGCCUCCCGUAAGGCAUACAAGGACACUAAGUCGUUCGUCGAGCAGGCUGAUUCUCGAACUCAGUGUCUCACCUUGGAGGAAAAUGUCAAGGCUUUCGGUCUGACAUUCUUUGGUCUCUCUGACGACCGUCAGGGUAUUGUCCACAUCAUUGGUCCCGAGCAGGGCUUCACUCUGCCUGGUGCGACGAUCGUUUGUGGCGACUCGCACACUUCGACUCACGGUGCAUUCGGUGCGCUUGCUUUCGGUAUCGGUACCUCGGAGGUAGAACACGUUCUUGCUACCCAGACUAUCCUGCAGAAGCGCGCGAAGAACAUGCUCAUCCAAGUCGACGGCGAGCUUUCGGAAGGCGUCACGUCUAAGGAUAUCAUCCUUCACAUCAUUGGUAUCAUCGGUACCGCUGGUGGUACAGGCCAUGUCAUCGAAUUUGCCGGAUCCACCAUCCGUUCGCUCUCGAUGGAAGCCCGUAUGUCAAUCUGCAACAUGUCCAUCGAAGCCGGUGCUCGUGCAGGUCUCAUCACUCCUGACGAAAUCACCUACGAGUACAUCAAGGGCCGCCCUCUCGCUCCUAAGCAAGGCAAAGCAUGGGACGAAGCCGUCGCAUACUGGAAAUCUCUUCCCUCCGACGAAGGCGCACAGUACGACACCGUCAUCAAAAUCGACGCUAAAGACAUUCCCCCUACUGUAACCUGGGGUACCUCUCCACAGGACGUCGUCGCAAUCACCGGCAGCGUCCCCGACCCUAAGAACGCCAAAAAUGACGCUGAAGCCAAAGCCUGGACCCGCGCACUCGAAUACAUGGGCCUCGAACCCAACACUCCCAUGGAAAAGAUCAAGAUCGAUAAAGUUUUCAUCGGGUCUUGCACAAACGCUCGUAUUGAAGAUCUCCGAGCUGCUGCUCGCGUUCUGCACGGACGAAAGGUCGCAGAGGGAUUGUACUGCAUGCUCGUCCCCGGUUCCGGUUUGGUUAAGAAGCAAGCAGAGGCGGAAGGAUUGGAUAAGAUCUUCCAAGCUGCCGGUUUCGACUGGAGAGAGGCUGGGUGUUCGAUGUGUUUGGGCAUGAAUCCCGACCAACUCGCUCCUGGUGAGAGGUGCGCUUCGACUUCCAACCGUAACUUUGAAGGUCGACAGGGUGCGGGUGGUAGGACCCAUUUGAUGUCCCCCGCUAUGGCUGCUGCAUGUGCUGUUACCGGAUACCUCACCGAUGUUAGGAAGGUUGUGGGUGGCAGUGCGGCUAAGGUCGGAAGCGAGGCUGGUAAGCCCGAAUUCGAGAUCCAGGUUAGCGACGCAAAGUCGUACCUGAUCGACGCAACUCCCGCUCCAGCAGCCACCGCACCGGAGAACACGGACGAGGAUAAGAUCCGUGACAUUCCCCCUUCCCAAACCUCCACUACUGGAGGAGGAAUGGAGAAGUUCACCUCACUCACCGGCAUCGUUGCCCCUCUGGAACGAUCGAAUGUCGACACCGAUCUUAUUAUCCCCAAACAGUUCCUUAAGACCAUCAAACGUACCGGUCUUGGUUCAGCUCUCUUCUGGCCCAUUCGAUACGAUCCUAAGACCGGCGAACCCGACCCGUCCUUCAUCUUGAACCAGUCGCCUUACGAUCAGGCAAAGAUUUUGGUUGUUACUGGUCCUAACUUCGGUUGUGGUUCGUCUCGUGAGCACGCCGCAUGGUCUUUGCUCGAUUUCGGUAUUCGAGCAGUCAUCGCCGAGUCUUUCGGAGACAUCUUCCGCAACAACCUCACUAAGAACGGUCAGUUGCCUGUAAUCCUCACCAAACCGCAGAUCGAGCGUCUUACCGUUGAUGCUAAGGCAGGGAAAGAGAUUACCGUCGACCUCGAAAAUCAAGUCGUAAUUACCGCUGAUGGGAGUGAAAAGUUCCCAUUCGAAACUCCCGAAUUCACACGUCACUGCCUUAUCAACGGUCUGGACGAUAUCGCUUUGACGCUGCAGAAGGAUGCAAAGAUCGCAGAUUUCGAGAAGAAGCGCAGUGUCGAGACGCCUUGGUUGGAUGGAUUUGGAUACCAGGGUGUAGGUGGAAAGAUUGCCGGGGUGGUGGAUGCUGCGAAGCAGUUUGCUCAGAAAGUUGCUGGUACUGACUGGUAA